GAGCCGCGGCCUUUCCUGAUCGCGGUGCCCGGGGCCGGGCCGCUGUGCGGCGGGAAGCGAGCAUGGCUCAGAGCGGGGUGCUGCUGACCCGGGAGCCGGCGCCGCAGGCGGUGCCGGUGUCCGAGCUGCCCCUGAAGGUGUACGAGGCGGCGCUGAACACGGGGCCGGACUCCUCGUGCGGCCUGGCCACGGCCGGCUUCCGCACCGCCAAGUACCUGACCGAGGAGUGGCACCAGCACAACUACGCCCAGUACCACCAGGCCUUCGCCGACCGCGACGGCUCCGAGCGCUGCCGCCACGAGUCCCAGAGCCUGGCCGCCUACGCCGCCGCCCUGGCCCAGCGCACCCAGGAGGACUCCACCGCCAAGCUGGGCCAGCGCCUCCAGGACACGCACUUCUGGAAGGCCGAGCUCCAGCGGGAGAUCGAGGACCUGACGGCCGAGACCGACCUGCUGGCGGCCCAGAAAGUGCGGCUGGAGCGGGCGCUGGACGCCACCGAGGUGCCCUACACCAUCGCCACCGACAACCUGCAGUGCCGCGAGAGGAGGCAGCCGGCGGACCUGGUUCGGGACCAGGUGGAGACGGAGCUGCUGAAGGAAGUUGAACUUAUCAGAAAUGUACAAGAACUUCUGAAAAGAACUUUGAUGCAAGCUGUUAACCAGAUGCAAUUAAAUCGAGAUCACAAGCAGAUUUGUGAAAUGGAUUGGUCUGAUAAGGUGGAAACGUACAACAUUGAUGACAAAUGUGGAAGAUACAAUAAUCAGAGCACCAACAUCCAGUUCCAUCCCAGCUCAUCAAAGUUUGAGGAAAGUGCCUCAACGCCUGAAACCUGGGCAAAAUUCAGCCAUGACAACAUCUAUAGGGCAGAGCGAGAGCGACUGGCUUCCAUCAACCUCCGUUUAUUGAUUGACAAUAUCCUUCAUGACACAGCUGAGGAUCUGCGCUUGCAAUGUGCUGCCGUUGAUGAGGCUUUUGCUAAACGCUGCGAAGAGAUGGAAGAUGCAAAACACAAACUGGAACAUCAUUUGAAAAAAACCCUUAAAGAGAUUGGAGAUCAAGAAAACAACAUUGCUGCUCUCAAACAAGCUAUUAAGGACAAAGAAGCUCCACUGAAAGUGGCUCAGACAAGGCUGUAUGACAGAUCUUUUAGGCCCAACGUUGAGCUCUGCAGAGAUCCAGCACAAUUCAGGUUGAUCAGUGAAGUUGAAGAACUGACAGAGUCCAUUGAGUCUCUGAAGCAAAAACUACUGGAGGCUGAACAGUCUCUGAGGAACCUGGAAGACACGCGGAUGAGUCUAGAGAAGGAGAUUGCUGUGAAAUCGAACAGCAUCUUUAUUGAUAGGCAGAAGUGCAUGGCCCAUCGCACGCGAUACCCUGUUGUCCUUAAACUAGCAGGUUACCAGUAGCAAUACCUUCUGUAUUAAUGAUGUGAAGAUUGAUAGAAAAUCUUAACCUAAGAUAUUUAAUUUUAUAAGUGUGUAAUAUUAUAGUCAAUAAGAAAUAUAAUUUGCUGUUAAUUUCCUUUAUUUAAAUAAAAAUGCAUAA
This is a messenger RNA of Gopherus evgoodei (Goodes thornscrub tortoise), 1545 nucleotides long. It is a transcript of the gene TEKT4, whose product is annotated as tektin 4. Gene Ontology annotation, biological process: cilium movement involved in cell motility; cilium assembly. The coding region runs from base 63 to 1406 and encodes 447 amino acids. Gene Ontology annotation, cellular component: microtubule cytoskeleton; nucleus; sperm flagellum. NCBI's taxonomy places the organism in Eukaryota, Metazoa, Chordata, Testudines, Testudinidae. The transcript is spliced from 6 exons. The record is from RefSeq and is a predicted model, not a curated record.